Blumeria graminis f. sp. triticale is the source of this 2106-nucleotide messenger RNA. NCBI's taxonomy places the organism in Eukaryota, Fungi, Ascomycota, Leotiomycetes, Helotiales, Erysiphaceae. The record is from the annotation of a GenBank genome assembly.
AUGGAUCUCAUUUCAAUUGUUCCGGCGCCAGAUCCAUCACUAUGCGAUAACAUGUCAAAAUCCGCGGCUGUGAAGGUCGCGAUUCUUGCGGCGAAAGAUUCCUCUUACUCAUGCGGCCCUGAUCGUCCAAAUUCAAACUUGCAACGACCAUUACUGACGAAAGAGGUCAGAACAGUCCACAUAGCACCAUCGUCUCUCCGAAAUCCUCUUCAGCCCCGAGAUCAAAAUGUGGCUAUGAGGGUGCAGUCUAAAGUCCCUGCCGCAACUAGAGGUGCUAGCGGGAGAAUGGAUCACUACGACAAACAAUCCAAGAAUUCGAGGCCGCUCGCUCCAUCAGCUCUUUCCGCCCCCGAGCGAUCUUCUAAUCGUGCACCCUUAACUCCACGGAUAGCCGGUUCCAAUAAGCCAUCUGGCUUAGGUCUACGCCUACAGCGAGGAGCUCCACAACCAUGUGUGAAAGCAAAUGCCAACGAGAAUACAGCGUUUACACCCACUUCUAGGAGCUUAAACAAUGUCACACCGAGAUCAGGCUCUCGGAGGCUCAGAGUUGAUAGCGCUAGUACAACUCCUGGAUCUCUCUCUGGAGAAGCUACAGAGACACCUCGCUCUAAUGAUUACGUGCUACCUACGGAAGACACUUUUAGCUCAUUCUCAGCAAGCCUGGUAAGCGACAAGCAAAUACCAAAUAAGCAGACAAUAUCUCCCAGUUCUUUUUUAAGAAUAGGCGAUAUAGACUCGAAUUUAGCCAAGGAGAAAGAAGCAAGGCUGUCUGCCGACAGGGUGAAAAUAGUCGCCACCCCUGAAUCGAGAUCUCAAGUUCAAUCAAAGAGCGCUAUAUCAUCUUUCUGCUAUGCUAAUGGAGAUUAUAUACCAUUUAUACAGCCACCACUGGCUGCUUCUGCUCUUGGGAAUCUAGAAGAGCGUAGUGUACCCAAGUUUUUCCAUGCAAAUGGCGUUCCAGACCUCUCAGCAUCGCCAGCUCCCUAUCUUCCACCCCCAAGGUCCAGCUCAGCUCAUUCUGUGUCUUCUCUAAUGAGUGCAGUAAAGUUUAGCUCUCUAUCAAAUAAUAAUUACAAUCCUACUUUUUCGAGACCAGCAUCACCCUCUAAGUUGAACCAGUCCUCUCCUGUGUCACAAUUAGGCUCACCACUGGUAUCAUCAGACUUUAAUUCCCGUCUUCAGUCAAAUAACGGCAUACCUCUAACAGUAACCCCUAUUAAUGAGGCAUUGAGACCUCCCACCCAAACAGACUUGAAACUAAGUCGUCACGAGAGAUCAUUAAGCUGCGAGACUGCGGGAACGCAAUUAAGAUUUAAUAGGAGAGUUCACAUAGAAAACAACAUUGAUGUAUCGCUCAGCAAUUCUGGACCUUCGAUUAAUGCGUUUCCAAGAUCUGAUAAUAUUUGUGAAUUUCAAAGUCCGUUAGAGCAGCACAAUUUAUCGAAGUCUGGCAAUAUACUAGAACAACAAAGUGAACUUGCAGCCAACGCAAGAAGGGAGAGGAAAGUGCUGGAUCUAGAAAUAACGAACUCAUCCUUGGCAGCGAUUAACCGGACAUUAGAACGUGAAAUGCGAAAACAAACUGCUGAGCUAAGACGAUACCGAAGGCUAAGUAGAUCAGGCCGGCUUAACAUCUCAAGAUCUACUUCCUUAUGCACCAGCUCAGCUCUAGGUGAUAUUGAAAUUUCAGCCUCUGAUUUAAGUGAUGAUAAUGAGGAAAGUGAAGAAGAUACUAGUGAUUCACAUUAUGACUAUUCAGAAGAAGAGACUAACGACACAUGUUCCCUUUCUCCCAGUGCAAUAGCCGAAAGUGAUCUACGGCACCGGAAAAAGGAUGAGAAAAGGCUUCAACACGAUCUAGUCAAACAUCAACGACUUCUCUUUGAUAGCCGAAAAUUGAACCAGACACUUAAGAGAUGUCUAGGGCUUACGGAGGAUCUAAUAGGGAAAGGGAAAAAAGCUCUUGAACAUAAAGUGACACUAUGCGAUGACGAACUUGGCGGAAGAGUACUGACGGGAGAAGAGGUUGAGGAAUUCGAAAACGAAGAAUUGAGUGAACUCGGCCUGCAGAUGUUGAGAGAUGUUAGACAAGCGGCCCUUGGAUAG